Phytophthora sojae is the source of this 486-nucleotide messenger RNA. RefSeq lists its product as hypothetical. The record is from RefSeq and is a predicted model, not a curated record. Bases 26 to 205 code for a protein of 59 amino acids. NCBI's taxonomy places the organism in Eukaryota, Oomycota, Peronosporomycetes, Peronosporales, Peronosporaceae. The transcript has a single exon.
UGAAACGGAGCCAGUGCCUUUCCCGAUGCCACAGCUUGAAGUGUCGAUCACGCACGUUAUCGGCGCUACCGAGUUCUUUUCGUGCGACUGGUUCAAGGGGUACUGGCAGUUGCCCCUUGAUCCCGAGUCACAGGAGUAUUUUACGUUCAUGACGCACAGCGGCAUGUACACCCCCACGCGCGUACCCAUUAUCUUCUGGUCCUGAAGGACGGAAUGUCCGGUUACGUGGAAUUGGUUGUAUGCCUGGAAGCUACUGCAGAUGUGACUCGGGACGCGCUUUUGGAUUGGUUCAAGCUCUUUGGAGUGGUCCACCACUGGGUAUCUGACCAGGGAUUCCACUUCAAGAACUCCAUUAUCGCCCAUCUUACGAAAUUGUUCGGAGCUCAACAUCACUUUGUCACCGCCUAUUGUCCGUGGGCGAACGGCUCAGUAGAGGUGGUGAAUCGGCUCGUUCUUCGCGCUAUCAAGACUAUCCUGAGUGAGUGC